ACUCUAUCAUUGCCGUUUAUACAUCUUUUUCUUCAUUUCUAUAUCGAAUUAAGGAUAUUAUGGCCCAAGAAAAGGUAGCGGAUGAUGGUAGUAUCAGAAGGUCACGGGUGAUGAUGUUGGUGAUAUUGUUGCGAGUUCUAGCAUUGUUUGCUACAACCGCUGCAACGGUUGUUAUGGCUCUUAACAAAGAGUCACACACGUUCGCAGUUGCUACAAUCGGGAACACACCCGUUAAGAUCACUCUCACAGCCAAGUUCCAACACACUCCGGCAAAUAUAAUGUUUGUAAUAGCCAACGGAGUCGCAACUCUUCAUAGUUUAUUGAUGCUAUCAGUCAUGUGUUUUGUUAGCAAUAAAUAUGAUAUCAAGGGCCUACGGUUUAUAAUAGUUACGGCAUUAGACAUGGUAACAAUUGCGGUACUAUCGGGUGCAGCAACCGCGGUUGCUUUCAUGGGGGAACUAGCUAGAAAUGGCAACUCUCACGCACGUUGGAACAAAGUUUGUGACAAUUUUGAGAGAUAUUGCGACCAAGGAUCUGGAGCCAUGCUUGCGUCUUACAUUGGGAUCUUGUUUUUUAUGCUAGUGAACCUAGUCAAUAUCUUUGAACAUGGAAGAUUCAACCCCUAUAAGAAUCCUAUACCUGUGUGAUUGUUGUGUGUUUUUUUAUGUACCGGUGUGAUGUGUUAAUUGCAUGAAUAUGAACUUUUUAUUUCUCUAGCUUCCUACUAGCUAUCUGGUUUUAUUUUACUAGUUUUGUAAGUCUUAAACCCGAGUCAUUGUAAAUACUCACCGUUGAACCUGAGUUAAAGGUUGGAGUACAAAUCUCCAGUUUCGCUGUCA
Helianthus annuus (common sunflower) is the source of this 839-nucleotide messenger RNA. Its product is annotated as CASP-like protein 1B2. Bases 60 to 647 code for a protein of 195 amino acids. The transcript is spliced from 3 exons. The record is from RefSeq and is a predicted model, not a curated record. Lineage: Eukaryota; Viridiplantae; Streptophyta; Magnoliopsida; Asterales; Asteraceae.